AUGAAGGCCUAUUCUUCAAUGCGGACCCUUCAACCAAAAGACCCUAACGCCGAGGCCGCCGCGGCGGCUCUGGCCAGCAGCGUCGACGAGGCGGCAACCACCGAGGAUGGCACUUCCUCCAACAAGGCCAGGAAGAAUGUCAGCCGGGCUUGUGACCAAUGUCGAAAGAGGAGAAGAAAGUGCAACGCGCUCCGACCCUGUGCACCUUGCAUCCAUAUUGGACGGAGGUGCACUUACGACAUGGACUCCAAAUAUGGCGACCUGAGACGCAACCGGAACUCGGUCCAGCACGUCGAGAAACUACGCCAACAACAGGCCGUCCUUGACCGACUCUUGCACCUGAUCCGGAAUUCGGACGCUGACGAGGCCAUCCAGGCGGUCAGAGAGGGUGCCACCUUCCAGGAGAUAGCGAGUGUUCUCUUGGGUAACCCGCCAGAAGCCCCUUUGUCUCAGACGGGGGGAAAUUCGUCGAGCGACACCUCCUUGGAAGAUUCGUCCGGUCAAACAACGUCAGACAAAUCUGACAGCUCCGGGUCAGAUCCUGUAAGGUCCACCAGGUCACCGAGGGGAAAAGGCAAGGCCGUGGAGCAUGCCGUUGGAGUGUGGCGCGGGAAACCUGGGAAGCAGCUUCCAGCACCUGAGUCGAUUGAGGAGACCGUCCUUCCUUCCGCUGGAGAAUCCUAUACCUCUGCAGGUAUACCGCAAGGCCAACAACACGCAUCUGGAGACCGAGUUUGGACUGGCUUAGCAGGACGUCUCACCACCGUGGAACUGAACAAGAUCAACAUGCCGAUCUUUAGCUGCGAUCCAUUUCACAUCGAGUCGGACGACAUGUUGUCCAGGACCAUCCUGAGCUUCCGCGAUGGCGCCCGGAAAGCAUUGCAAGGGAACGCCAAUGUCCAUGAUCUCAUCGGAACCAAGAGACCAGACCUCGAGCUGUUCCUACGGCAGCGACGAGAAGGCGACCCCCACACUGCCUGGACCUGGGCCUGCGAGCUGGCGAAAGCGUAUCCAUUGCCAUUGACGGUGCAAUUGACCGGGAUCUUUGUUGCCGGGAUCCAAAUGCGGUAUUUCAUUCAUCCAUGCAAAGAAACAUAUGAGAACUUGCCUGUGAUGUUAAGACCCAUGAAGCAGCAAUACACGCAACCACACGCUGCAGGAGCUGACAUCUGUGCCAUACCUCCCGUCAAGCAGUAUCUUCUUUCUCAUUGGGACUCGUACGCCUCGCUCUUAGCGGCCGGGCAAUACAACAAAUGGCCGUACAGUAACAAGGCGUGUUUCGGCAUGGACCGGACCAGAAAUAAACCCACACUCUCGACGGCGUUUCUUGAACACAUAUCAGACCCCAAGAACCACACUGUCGGGCCCAAGAUACUGGAACUCGUGCCAGAGGCGGCGGAGUAUGUGAACCACGAAGAAGGCUUGACAGGCCAUGAUGAUGCACGAUAA
Molecule: messenger RNA, 1449 nt
Organism: Fonsecaea nubica
Lineage: Eukaryota; Fungi; Ascomycota; Eurotiomycetes; Chaetothyriales; Herpotrichiellaceae
Exons: 4
Coding region: 1-1449 (482 amino acids)
Biological process (GO): regulation of DNA-templated transcription
Molecular function (GO): DNA-binding transcription factor activity, RNA polymerase II-specific; zinc ion binding
Source: RefSeq, a predicted model, not a curated record